This is a messenger RNA of Rhagoletis zephyria (snowberry fruit fly), 648 nucleotides long. NCBI's taxonomy places the organism in Eukaryota, Metazoa, Arthropoda, Insecta, Diptera, Tephritidae. The record is from RefSeq and is a predicted model, not a curated record.
AUGAAGUUCUUCAUCGUUCUCGCCGUCCUCGCUACCGCCGCCUCUGCCCUGCCUCUGCACGGCGGCAUCGUCAAUACCGGUCACUCGCAGGUGAGCCGACACGACGAUGGCCACGGCAACUACGAGUUUGGCUACAAUGAGGACCACGCCACCGGCGGCACCUUCCGCAAGGAGAGCGGCACCGGAGGACACGGCGUUCAGGGCUCGUACGGUCUGCGAGACCACGACGGUCGAGUGCGAGUGGUCAACUACGUCGCCGAUGCGCUCGGCUUCCGUGCCUCGGUGAGCACCAACGAGCCCGGCACUGAUGUGAAGCAGGACCCUGCUGCCGUGAACCUCAACUACGGAGGCGGACACGGAGGCAUCCCCGCCCCGAUUGCCCCACUGGCCAUUGCCCACGCUGAGCCCAUCCUCGCCCAGCCCCUGAUCGCCCACGGCGGUGCUUCGCUCGGCUACGGUGCUGAGGCUGGUCUCGCUCUGGGCGGUCACGGCGGCUAUGGCGCCCUGGUCGAGCCGCACGGCGUCGCCUUCCCCUCCUCCUACUCGAGCCACAUCCAGCACGCCUCUGUCCUCUCCGCCCCAGUGCUCGCGCAUGGUGGUGCCCUCCUCGACGGUGGUCUCCAUGGCGGUUAUGGUGGCGCCUACUAA